AUUAAGUGAGUGAUGUUGAAAUAGUUUUAAAAAGAAAUUUUAGAAACAAUUUAUCAAAAAGUUAUAUUUUAUUAGAAAAUAUGUAUGUUAAGUUUACUGUUAACAAACAUAUUAAUCACAAAAUCAGGAAUAACUUUAUUUAGAAUCAAUCCGUAACAUGGUAAUGUAGAAUUUGAUUAAUUUGUGAGAUAGAUUUAAUAGCAAAAUAGAAUAAAAUAAUAUAUAUAUCUAAACAAUAUAUGUAUACAAUAACGUAACGAAAUGUUAGCUACGUUCUUUCUUUCGAAGAGUACUAAAACUCAAAUUACAUUGCUAUUUCAAAGGUUAAAUAUUAAGUUUAAUGUAAUAAAAACUAAUUUAUUAUCAUCAUCAUCUGAUUCUUCUUCGUCUGAUUCGGAUUCUGAUGCUGAAAUUUCUGAUAAAAUUAAAAAUAACUUAAGAGGUAUAGACUACUUACAAAGUAGAAAAAAAGAACAAAAAAGAAGACAAAUAGAGAACGAGUUAACUAAAGCAACCCAAAUUUUAACUACAACAUCAGACCAAGAUAAAGGAAAAAUUCUUUCAGUUUUGUUAGAUACUAUUAAUAAAAUUCAGACUAUAGAUAAUACAUCAAGUGAAAGUAAUAAAGAUAUAGCUGAACAUAAGACAAGGACUACUAAUAACAAAUCUGAAGUACCACGAAAAUCAUCUAUAAUUUAUAAGCUAAAAAGUCAGCAAAAGGAAGUAAGGGAUGUUAGUGAUAAGUUUGAAGAAAAACAUGAAACACAAAAGGAACCAUCAAUAAUUAAAAUGCUUAAAAGUCAGUCAAGUAAGAGAAAGGGUAUUGAUGAUAAAUUUGAAAUGAAAUAUGAAAGACGAAUGAAACCAUCUAUAAUUUAUGAACUAAAAAGUCAGCAAAAGGAAGUAAGGGAUGUUAGUGAUAAGUUUGAAGAAAAACAUGAAACACAAAAGGAACCAUCAAUAAUUAAAAUGCUUAAAAGUCAGUCAAGUAAGAGAAAGGAUAUUGAUGAUAAGUUUGAAAUGAAAUAUGAAAGGCAAACGAAACCAUCUAUAAUUUAUGAGCUAAAAAGUCAGCAAAAGAAAUUAAGCCAUGUUAGUGAUAAGUUUGAAGAAAAACAUGAAACACAAAAGGAACCAUCAAUAAUUAAAAUGCUUAAAAGUCAGUCAAGUAAGAGAAAGGAUAUUGAUGAUAAGUUUGAAAUGAAAUAUGAAAGACGAACGAAACCAUCUAUAAUUUAUGAGCUAAAAAGUCAGCAAAAGAAAUUAAGCCAUGUUAGUGAUAAGCUUGGUUCGAUACAUGAAACACGAAAGAAACCAUCAAUAAAUGGGAUGCUAAAAUAUAUAGCUGAGAGUAAAUCACCUGUAACUGCAGAACUAAUCAGCCAGCAAAAGAGAUUCAGCAUCAUUGAUGAUAAUAAGAGAGAUAAUACAGAUUAUGAAAGAAUCUUCGACGAUUUUUCGGAAAAUACCGAUGUUCCUAAAUUUAAAAUGUGGGACACUUGGGAAAGAGAUGAAUUGCAACUUUCAUUUUCUAAAUACCCUACAAAUGCAUUUCAAGAAAUGAUUCAAUGGUCUAAAGAAGGAAAACUAUGGAAAUUUCCUAUAGAUAAUGAACAAGGGAUGGAAAAGGAACAAAAUGUGCAUUUCUCAAAGCAUGUAUUCUUAGAACGUGAGUUGACACCAUGGUGUCCUCCUAAGGGUCCAAUACGACAUUUUAUGGAAUUGGUAUGUGUUGGACUUUCGAAGAACCCAUAUAUGACAAUUGAAGAAAAGUAUGAUCAUAUAAUGUGGUAUAAAAAUUAUUUUAAGGAUAAACAUGAUUUAUUAGAAAAAUUAGGAGUUUUAGGAUAGAACUAGUACAAAAAACUGGCAAAAAAACAAAUUGUAUUAACUGCUGUUUAAAAAUGAAGAUGAAAUAAAAUGAUACACAUAA
Bombus terrestris (buff-tailed bumblebee) is the source of this 1933-nucleotide messenger RNA. It is a transcript of the gene mRpS31, whose product is annotated as 28S ribosomal protein S31, mitochondrial. The record is from RefSeq and is a predicted model, not a curated record. Gene Ontology annotation, molecular function: structural constituent of ribosome. NCBI's taxonomy places the organism in Eukaryota, Metazoa, Arthropoda, Insecta, Hymenoptera, Apidae. The transcript has 7 exons. Bases 262 to 1851 code for a protein of 529 amino acids. Gene Ontology annotation, cellular component: mitochondrial small ribosomal subunit.